AUGUCCUCUUCCGCCGUUGCUGGCAUAGACGCGACGCGUCCAGCGCGGUUAAGGAUUUUGACACCAAGCUCUGAAGGGAGCUCAAAUCACAAAGAUGAGUUGCGUUCUCCAGAGAGACACAAGAGGAAGAGGGCCGACUCAAUAGCCAUGGAGCAUCUCUUGAAGCCUUCGAUUGCUAUCAAGCCUCAUCCUCCGAAACUCAAUGUCCAACCUCGUAUCCUCUAUCCGUUGAUGGUCCUCCCCCGCGAACGUCUGCCUCUCUCUUGUAUCGACUUCCACGCUACCAAUAUCGAUCUUGCUUCCUAUCGAUUCUUCGAGUCUCAUGUCAAAAUCCUUGACUUGGAGAGUCGCAUGGGCUCUGGCCCCGUGGUACUUCUGGCCAGAAAGGAAGCAAGCCGCGCCGUGUACGCUCUCGAGCGACAACCAAAUGGAGUAUAUGUUGUAUGCAGGUUAGGGCCCUGGGCAGACUUGGAGGCUUUGGCAGAAGACGCAUCCGCUGUCUCUCGAGAGCGCCUACACCCAACUGCCAGAACCGAGUCUCAAAGCCAACACAGGCCCUCCGUAAUUACCACCCCGCACAUCCAUAAGGAAGAAAAGAUCAAACGAGCCGCCAUCGAAGCUAUUCAAACUCUGGUUCGCAAAAGGCCUAGGUCGCAGUCUGUUUCAACAUUGGCCGAGUCUGUGAAACAAGAAUCAGCCCCCGAAGCUGCUAUACCCACGGAUUCCAAACUACCAUCGCCAACCUUCAAACCAGGGGGGCUGACACAAACCCCAAGCGAGCAGCAGACCCAGGCAUCACGUUCCACAAGUGCAAUCUCAACCUCUGGCAACACCGAGGAGCCUUCGCAGCAGCUGACUACGGAAAGCAUAUUCGAAAUUUUGAGAACCCAGUACUUCGAGAUGCUAUACAAGUCCAUGGGAUCGCUCGCCUAUUUCGCCAAAGGGCCACUCUCUCGCGCUCGUUCUACUUUCCAUCUCGACCUUGAAGCUAAUCUAGAUAUUGGUGAUCUCAUCGAGUUCUUGAAAGGACUCGUUCUUACCACUGUCCAAAUCGACAAAAAGUAUCGAGAGACUGUUCCAGCUCUCAUAGCCCAGAUGAAAACAGUGGUGGACAGUUCAGAUGAAGGCCCAAAGAGAAAGCGCCGAGCCAAGAAGAUGAAGAUCGGAAAGGAUGGGCUCUAUCCACAUGAAGAAGCUCAUAUCAGAAAGUGGUGGGCCACCAAUAAGCCUGAACUGAAAGAAGACGAGACCGACGUUUCCACUCAACAAAUUCGAUCACUUACCUCUAUGCUUCGCACGAGAGAAACCCAGCUUCAGAUGAUUAUUAUAUUGGAGAUCCUGGCAUUGACUCCUCUGAAGCCCGCCGACGAUGCGGAAGAUAGUCAGCUCCCGCCAUUACCUGGUGCUGCUGAAUCCCAAGGGGAUGCGGUGGUUCCGUCGGCCAAGAAGCGGAGCAAGCAUAAUCUUCCUGUUCUUGUAGACGUCCAUGCUGAUAGGUUGACUAUCUGGCAAUCCACUGCUUCCGACGAGCAGCUGCUUUUAGAAGAUUCCCAAAUCACUCAAGCGCCGGAUGGUCAAUCUCAGCAGAAGGCGUCAUCGGAGCCUCUGAAAGACUUUUGUGUGGACAUUAUUGUACCAUUCUUCUCCCACAGGCUCCCAGAGCUAUGUGAUUCGAUCAACCGCAAAUUGGGAGGGCCUGUCAUUGUGAAACCUUCAAGGCCGAAGGUUCUAAAACGGCCAUCAAGCAAGCGUUCGCCAAAGCCAGGGGCAGUUGCUAAACGCUCCUUAUCAGGUCAGCCUACAAGGACAUUACAAAGAGCUCUUUCGACAGAACAACAGUCGCGGCGAAGUGUUUCUAGGGGCCCCAGUAACAUGAUUGCCCUCAUGCGCUCUGCAACAUCCACUUCUCUGCCAGGAAUCAAGCGAGAAGCCAGUGAUUCAUCUCUGAUUAAGUCGGUCCUGAACGCUGAGCCCGAUCUAAUGAAUAGGAAGAGCGGGCCGUUAUCUCGGAGCAGCAGUGUAUCCAACCUACAAGACGCAAAAUCUAACAAGAAGGCUCAGGUCGAAGCAGAGCUAAAGGAGGCUAUAUCUUCUUUAAGGAAACCGAACCGCGAAGUUGUCGGCAAGGCACUGGCUGAAGCGGCGGAGCGCCGAGCAACAGUGGGCUCUUCGGCCAAGAAUACACCUAUUAGGAGUACUGAAGAUGUCAUUCCUCCUUCAAGCCUUCCCUCUAUGGUUCCCUCUACUGGUUUCCGAGGAGCACAGCGGGAUGGCUUCCGUCAGAGUCCAACUCCUGACAUUGAGAGGAUCGGCAGCACGCCUACAAAGGCCGGAUCGAGUUUCAUCCGUCGGCCUGAGAACGAUGAAGACAUUUUGCCAUUUCCGCCUUCUUCGCCGUCUCUAGAACGACGAACUACGUCCGCUGCGGACCUGUUCAACCCGGGUGGGAUCACGAAUCGAAAAAGAAAGGUCAGUUUCACUUUUUCUCGUAAUGACGAGGUUUUGGCAACCCCCGUAAAGGGUAUGAAAACAAAGACUAUAGAUAUGGAGAACCAGACGGCUGAGCCCAUGUCUGCUAAAUCCGUGUCGAUUUAUCAGAAAUUGGGAUGGGAUGACGACCUAGAUGACCUGUUAUGA
Messenger RNA from Fusarium redolens, 2637 nucleotides. Its product is annotated as DNA replication regulator SLD3-domain-containing protein. The record is from RefSeq and is a predicted model, not a curated record. Bases 1 to 2637 code for a protein of 878 amino acids. Gene Ontology annotation, cellular component: DNA replication preinitiation complex. NCBI's taxonomy places the organism in Eukaryota, Fungi, Ascomycota, Sordariomycetes, Hypocreales, Nectriaceae. Gene Ontology annotation, biological process: DNA replication initiation. The transcript has 5 exons.